This is a messenger RNA of Schizophyllum commune H4-8, 2259 nucleotides long. RefSeq lists its product as uncharacterized. The record is from RefSeq and is a predicted model, not a curated record. Gene Ontology annotation, cellular component: cyclin-dependent protein kinase holoenzyme complex; nucleus. Gene Ontology annotation, biological process: regulation of cyclin-dependent protein serine/threonine kinase activity. Gene Ontology annotation, molecular function: cyclin-dependent protein serine/threonine kinase regulator activity; protein kinase binding. The transcript has 3 exons. The coding region runs from base 1 to 2259 and encodes 752 amino acids. Lineage: Eukaryota; Fungi; Basidiomycota; Agaricomycetes; Agaricales; Schizophyllaceae.
AUGCCAGUCCCCGUACCGCGCUUCAUCAAGCCCGCCGCCCACCCCGUCAUCAAGAAACGACAGAUCGACGACGGCAAUCACCCCAUCCACAGUCUGACGCGCACGCUCCCCGUGUCGCCCACCGGGCCUCCUCCUUCCUUUGGUACAAGGGAGGAGUGGAUCAACUCGCUCCCCACCUGGCGGCGCACGAAGCCCCGCAGGAUCUGGGAGGAGGACGCCCGGCGCGACGACUCGCCGCCGGAUUUUCACCAAGGGUUGGCCCGCGCGGAGAACGCGUCGGCCAUUAAAGGACAGUGUGCUGAAGCAUACGUUCCGCCCAUGCUUCGUGGCAGCCGCAACACCUGGAGCGGUUCGCUGCGCAGCCGAGAAUCCGGUGCAGACAUCGAGAUGGACUACGUGUCGCCUGCUGCGGAGGCAGACAACAAGGAGGACAACAUGAGCGACUACAGCUUCAGCUCGGGCUCCGACUCGGAGCAGGGCGACGCGGAGCCGCUGCAUGACGCCGAGAUGGCAGACGGGCAGAUGUACGAGAGGGGCGCCUUCACGCCGGUGUUCGAGGCGGACUCGCCGAUUGGCGCUGACCCCAGUUCGAGCCCGCUCGAGCCGGUCACGCCGUUUGGGGAGUUUGUCGACAGGGCGGUCGUGCGCACUAAGAGCUCGGUCUCUUACGAUGGCUUCAUGGAGGGCGUCCGCGGCAGCGAUGCUGCCGUACUCGCCAAAGCUCCGGUAGCUGAGCGCCGGGAGCAGAAGGAGCCCGCUCCGAGUGUGCAGGAAGUCUCGACUCCCAGCGCUAGCAUCGAGUACAAGAAGCUGGCAGGCCCGCUCGCAGAAUGGAUCACCAACUACGUGUGGCAGGUCUGCACAACCGGGCUUAGCCUGCAGCCGCUGUACAGCCAAGGUAUUCCUGUCCCCGGCUUUCCGUCGACGCCGCCGAGCAACAUCGCGACGGCCGUCCACUCGCUUCUGCUGUCGACGCUGCUUCAGCCCUCGGCCGUGUUCCUCGCCAUCUGGUACAUCGCCCGACUUCCCGUCUACUUUGGCCCGACCGCGCUCGGCCCCGACCAUGUCAAGGAACACCGCUUCCGUCACGAAUUGCUGGGCGGGUACACCGACCCAGACACGAUAAUGCAGAGUGCUCCUUUCCGGGUCAUCGUACUCGGGUGCAUGUUCGCCAAUAAGUGGCUGGACGAUCACACCUUCUCCAACAAGACAUGGCAAGCGAUUACCAACAUCCCUAUCCAGUCCAUCAACCGUCUGGAGUCGCUCGCGCUGGCCAUCUUCGACUUCAAUAUGUCCGUUCCACCCACGGCAUGGUCGCAUUGGCUAUCGCACGUCAUGAACUACCACCUCGCGCUCUCGCCGCCUUCUCAUCAGCCUAUCGGCCGGCCGUCUUCUAACCCGCACUUGAUUGUAAAGAGGGUCAUCGAUGAGAUUACACAGGCACCGUUCGCCUGCGAGUCAUCAUCGCCGACCCCGGAGCCUGUGUUCAUUGGCCUGGCAGAGCGCCGCCGGGAGCUUAUUGAGAAGGAGAUGGCGAUGAACGCCGACGCGUUGGAGAUCGACCUCGACGAGGACGGCCCGCUCAGGGAGGAGUACGUGCCCCGGCGCCGUACCAGCGCCGCGAGCUCGACGUGGAGCAACUCCUCCCGCGAGCAGAACAUUCCGCCUCUGGAAGCGCCGGUGGCGCACACGGCGUUGAAGGGCGGCGACUGGCCCGCAGUGAACGCGAAGGCGAGGGGCGAGUUGCCACCUCCCGCGCGCUGGAGCCCUGCCGCGGAUGAGCCGAUCCUGCGGGACAGCCAUCGCGCGAACCGACCUUACGUCGCCGUCCAGCCCGUCGUUCCUAGUGCGACCCAAGCGCCGCUGUACCACGUCCCGCAGUCGGGCUUCCAAGCGCCUCCCGAGCCCGCGUAUGAUCCGCACACCCAGUGGGCCGUUGGCGCCUAUGCGCCGCCCAUGGUCCCCGCCUACAACCCAUACCCGUCGUACGCUCUACCGGUCGCGCCCGCCAUGUCCCACUCGCGUUCGCAGUCUCUUUCUUACGAUCAAGAUAAUUCGUACUCGCAUAAUCACGCGCGCUCGUAUUCGCAACACAGGGACUACCGCUGCCACGGAGAACUCCGCAUGCCGCUCAACGUCAGCGAGCCGCUGCCCAGCAUGGCCGAUCCUCUCCAGUGGCAUGCCCUCGGCGCGUACGGCGUCUACCCACAGCCGGCGUACCCCCGACACGUCAACAUGGACUACGUGUCCCCCUGGUGA